Rubroshorea leprosula is the source of this 1572-nucleotide messenger RNA. NCBI's taxonomy places the organism in Eukaryota, Viridiplantae, Streptophyta, Magnoliopsida, Malvales, Dipterocarpaceae. The record is from the annotation of a GenBank genome assembly.
CCCGACGGUCUAAAUUCCAGUCGACACAACUCUCAAUCCUUCCCCCGAACAAGGCCAUGGCGUUGGCGCCACAUCUCAGCCAAGGCAUCGCUAAAUACCUAUACAUUUUCGGAGCAGGUUACGUUACCACUGUCCUGAUCCAUAAUGGUAAACUAUCAGAUUUGCUCGGCGAAUUGCAGUCAUUGGUCAAGAGAAUAGAAAAAUCUGGGGAUGAAUCAGAUGAUUACUCUGAUGCUAUAGCUGCUCAGAUGCAUCGCUUGGGGAUGGAAGUUAGGCAGCUGGCCUCAGCAGGGCAGAUAACUCUUUUGAAUGGGGGAUCUGGAGGCAACUUAAUCCCUUUAUUAGUUCCAGCUGCUGCAAUAGGGGUAUUGGGUUAUGGUUACAUGUGGUGGAAGGGUAUGUCAUACAAAGAUCUUUUGUGGAUAACAAAGCAUAAUGUGACUACUGCUGUUGAGAACUUGUCAAAACAUCUGGAGUCUGUUUCAGAUGCCUUAUCUAAAGCAAAGAAGCAUUUGACAAAACGAAUUCAAAAGCUGGAUGAUAGAAUGGAGACACAAACGGAAAUCUCGAGAAAUGUUCAAGCAAAUGUGGAGGCAACCAGCAAUACUCUUUCUGAUUCUAAAUAUCAUUUGGGUGAGCUGCAGUAUUUGAUUUUUGGUUUGGAUGGAAAAGUGGACUCUGUGGAAACGAAGCAGGAUUUUACAAGUAUAUGUGUCCAUUACCUGGUCCAAAAGUUUGGUGCAGAGAAAAUUCAAAUACCCAGCAAUCUGCAGGAGCAGCUUAAACUUUCUACCAACUCACAUAAUCUCCUCCAACAUUCUAGGACUCCAUCAUCAAAGGUACCUUUUUGCAUUAAGAUGGUUAUUCUUAUCUUGUUUGUCUCAAGUGGGAGGGCUUGAGAAAAUGUUCUUUGGGGAGCCAAGAACAUCACUUGUAGUCUGUUCGGUAUAGCAGUUAAAAUUCAUGGAUAAAGUCAGUUGGACAUACCAUUUGUUGAUAUCAGUCAUCAAAUCAUGUUUCAAAUAUUAAUACGAGGGUUUUUCUCUUUGGAUGGAAAAAAAAUAAAAAAGAAUUGAAGGCAUAGCUGAACUGUGGAUUUGGUAGGGCUGAGAUCUGACCGUUUUGCUAACCAGGGUCUGAAAUUUAUUGUGGAUUCUUCAACUGAAAGCAUCAAUGAUUCUGGGGUAGAUGCUUUCAUGCAAAAUGGCAUUAGCAGUUUGGAUAAUAAGCAAAGAUCCUUACAAAGGGCUGUUCCAAACAAGGCGUUGAUCAAAGCUGUUGCCCUUUGAGAAGAUUUACCUGUGUAAUCAUGCAAGAAUGGGUUUUCCAAAUCAAAAUUAACUGUGGGAUAUUGGGUAACAUCAUAUUAGUUUUUUUCCCUUUAUGAACUUAAUUUAAGUUUGAUUAUCUUCUUCAUUCUUCGUCGUUUCUCAUUUCUCAUUAUUUAUAUAUAUAGACUUGUAAUUAAUAGUUUCUAUUGGCUUCAUUCUUUUAUGAAGUCAAUUUUCAUAGAACCAUGUAAUUAUAAAAUUUUGGUUUAUCUGUAUAGCAUAAUUAAAUGAUUAAUUCUUU